GUGUGUGUGUGUGUGUGUGUGUGUGUGUGUGUGUGUGUGUGUGUGUGUGUGUGAGAGCAGUGUGUGAGCAGUGUGUGAGCAGUGUUACAGAAUGUUUGAAAAACUUUGUGUCUGGCUCUUUGUCCUCGUGCUUUUCUACAAUGAGCCCGCUCGCGCGCAGAAGAAGAAAGAGACUCUACUGUCAGAGAAGGUGACUCAGAUGAUGGAGUGGGCCUCCAAGCGUUCAGUCAUCAGGAUGAAUGGGGAUAAGUUUCGUCGUUUUGUCAAGGCUCCUCCCAGAAACUACUCUGUGGUUAUCAUGUUCACAGCUCUGCAACCACAGAGACAGUGUGGGGUCUGUAGGCAAGCAGACGAGGAGUUCCAGGUGCUGGCUAACUCUUGGCGUUAUUCCUCUGCCUUUACUAACAAAGUCUUCUUUGCAUCUGUCGACUUUGAUGAAGGAUCAGACGUCUUUCAGAUGCUAAAUAUGAAUUCUGCUCCGACCUUCCUUCACUUCCCAUCUAAAGGGAAACCUCGCAGAUCUGAUACCUAUGAGCUGCAGGUCAGAGGCUUUGCAGCUGAGCAGCUGGCAAGAUGGGUGGCAGACAGGACUGAUGUGCAGAUCCGUGUAAUUCGUCCUCCUAACUAUGCUGGACCUCUCCUGCUGGGCUUCCUCCUGGCUGUGAUUGGAGGCCUGGCAUAUCUACGGAGACACAAUUUGGAGUUUCUCUUUAACAAGAAUGUGUGGGCCUUCUCUGCACUGUGCUUUGUCCUGAUCAUGACUUCAGGACAGAUGUGGAACCACAUCAGAGGACCACCAUAUGCACACAAGAAUCCUAGCACUGGCCAAGUUAGUUAUAUCCACGGCAGCAGUCAAGCCCAGUUUGUGGCUGAGACACACAUCGUCCUACUCUUCAAUGCUGCUGUUACCAUGGGAAUUGUGCUGCUGUGUGAGGCUGCAACCUCUGACAUGGACAUCGGCAAGAGGAAGAUUAUGUGUGUAGCAGGUAUUGGUUUGGUGAUGCUGUUCUUCAGCUGGUUGCUCUCUAUUUUCAGAGCAAAGUACCAUGGAUAUCCAUACAGCUUCCUCAUGAGUUGAAGCUGACCAGCAUCUUCCAGUUUCACAGCAAGUACGGACUGCAGGACAAGAAGUGCUGACAACAAACAGGGUGCUGUCUAUAGCAAGGAUGCCACAUUUCUGUUUGCUAAGCCAUGGUUUGUCUACUGAUCUCUUGAGCCAAAAUUAUGUGUUUCAAUACAGAUACAUACACACUGUGCCUUUACAAAGAUCUGUUGUGCCAAAAGAUGUUUUCUACAAUCAGAAUUUUGAACUGUUGGGACCAUAAAGAGGCCAUGGACUCUAA
Larimichthys crocea (large yellow croaker) is the source of this 1343-nucleotide messenger RNA. RefSeq names its product magnesium transporter 1 (gene magt1). Gene Ontology annotation, cellular component: oligosaccharyltransferase complex. The record is from RefSeq and is a predicted model, not a curated record. The transcript is spliced from 10 exons. NCBI's taxonomy places the organism in Eukaryota, Metazoa, Chordata, Actinopteri, Sciaenidae. Bases 92 to 1078 code for a protein of 328 amino acids.